AUGUAUGUACCAACGUCAAAUAUUAUUAAUAAUUGGUCAAUUGAGCGAGAUCCUUCUUCAACUAAUGCAAAAAUAUUUGCUACAGAACCGCCAAUAUCUUUAGAAUUAUGGACUUCAUCUUAUCAAUGGGCUAAAUCAACAAAAGAUAUAAUUUGUAUUUCCAACAAUUCUUCAAAAAUUUAUUAUAUACCAGCUCGUGAUUUACAAUCCAAUAAAGAAGCUGAUUUAACUAAAUACGAAAAUAAGAAAUGGACGACUCUCAAUCAAUUUAGAAAAUCAUUUGAUAUUUGGCGUAUGGAAAUGGAGAAUAAUGAAGCUUGGAAAAAAUCAAAAUGUAACUGUCCAGCGGUUUUUAAGCAUUAUAUAUGCAAACACAUUGUUGGUAUGGCUAUUCGUUUAAAAUAUUGCAAACCACCAUCAGCAGCAAAAACAGUACCAAUAGGUGAAAAAAGAAAACGAGGUAGACCAACGAAAGCUAAGGCUGCUUUACUAAUACAAUAG
Messenger RNA from Rotaria sp. Silwood1, 501 nucleotides. Lineage: Eukaryota; Metazoa; Rotifera; Eurotatoria; Philodinida; Philodinidae. The record is from the annotation of a GenBank genome assembly.